Messenger RNA from Spea bombifrons (plains spadefoot toad), 987 nucleotides. Its product is annotated as taste receptor type 2 member 40-like. Gene Ontology annotation, cellular component: membrane. The coding region runs from base 1 to 987 and encodes 328 amino acids. The record is from RefSeq and is a predicted model, not a curated record. Gene Ontology annotation, biological process: detection of chemical stimulus involved in sensory perception of bitter taste; sensory perception of taste; G protein-coupled receptor signaling pathway. Gene Ontology annotation, molecular function: bitter taste receptor activity; G protein-coupled receptor activity. The transcript has a single exon. Lineage: Eukaryota; Metazoa; Chordata; Amphibia; Anura; Pelobatidae.
AUGCUUCCUGUGUUUAUUAUUGCCUCCAUGGCUAUUGUAACACUGAGCACCUUGGUGGGGGUCUUCACGAACACACUCAUUAUUGCAGUGAAUCUCAUGGAUAAGGCCAAGGGAAAGAGUCUUGGCUCCUCAGACCUCAUUCUGGUCACACUUGGGGCCUCCAAUGUGUUAUUCCAGUUUACCAUGUUAGCUAAUGAUUUUGUGAGUUUUCUGUACACUGACCUCUAUUUUUCGGAUCAAGUUUACAUUACCUUCACAGUCUUGCUCAUCCUUCCUAUCUACUCCAGCUUCUGGUUCACUGUUUGUCUCUCUGUUUACUACUGUUUGCAAAUUGUAAUAUUCACACAUCCCUUUUUAAUCAGGCUGAAGAUGGGGUUAUCUCAGCUUAUUCCACAGUUGCUAAUUGUCUCUGUUUUCACCUCUGUAACAACUGGCCUCCCAUCUGCAUGGAACGUGUACAGAGAUGCCCAGGAUUUAAACACGUCUACCAACGAGAGCACCGAAAUUUCCGUUCCAAAACUUAAUAUCGUAUAUCUACUUCCCACUAACAUCAUUAGCUGCUCUCUACCUCUGGUCCUUGUUGGGAUUGCUGAUGGACUGAUCAUCAAGUCCCUUGUAGCGCACAGAUACAAGGCAGAUAGAAAUGCAAAAGGAGUGCCCAGUGCUCGAGCAGAAGGACGAGUGCGGGCAGCCAGAACAAUAAGCUGUCUCCUUUUUCUCUACAUGUCUUUCUAUAUAUCGGAAAUCCUUAUGUUUAUAGAUGCCUUCCCCCCAAGUAGCCCCGGAUUCUGUGCCUGUUUGAUGGUUAUAUAUAGUUAUUCUCCGGCACAGUCUAUUGUGCUGAUUCUUGGAAGCCCAAAACUGAAACAGGUGUCUCUCAGUUUACUCCGACGUACAGGAGGAAUGAAUAGAAAAAGAUCUAAAACUACUAAUGUCUUAUUUAUCAAUCCUAUAUUUAAAAAAGAAACCCUUCAAACAACCAAGUGA